Molecule: messenger RNA, 3246 nt
Organism: Serendipita indica DSM 11827
Lineage: Eukaryota; Fungi; Basidiomycota; Agaricomycetes; Sebacinales; Serendipitaceae
Source: the annotation of a GenBank genome assembly
AUGUCCAGACCACAGAGGGUAUCCACUAGCAAGACAGGAGGCCGCAAAAAUAUGAUCUCCUGGGAGGAUGUCGAACUCGACGGCAGUGAUGAGGGAUUCAGCGACGCAGAGGACGACAGCAACGAUGAAUUUGGAAGCGAUCAGAUAUACAUGAGUGACAACGAGAACCGCCAAGACGACUCGGACGACGAUGCAAUCUCCUUGACCGGUGUUCCAGAGGAGCCGCUGGAGACUAUCGGCAUCAUGGAUGAUGCAGAAGAUAUGGAGCUAGAACUAGAAGGCGACUUCAAUCGCAACUUUGCAUCCAAGCUUGGAGGCCCAAACGCUGCUGAAAGAGCAUGGGCAUUCAACUUUCAAGAAGAGUUUAAAGAUGAUGUUCGUCAAGCUUCAGGAAAACCUGGACAAUCAACUGGACCCAAGCUCAGUGCAGAAGCCCAAACCACGUUUGGUGACGCCAACUUUGCGUUUGUAUCCGGCCAGACGCAAGAGGCCGUUCAACUCUUUCAAGAAGUCAUUCGUAUGGAACCAAGACAUAGACCCUCGUGGUCAGCUCUUGCGUCUUGCUACGAACAACUGGGAGAACCCAACAAGGCAUUGCAAGUCGACAUUAUGGGAGCACAUCUCAAGGCAGAUGCAGAGCAUUGGUUUCAACUUGGCCAGAAAUCAAGGGAGAAAGGACUUGCUCAACAAGCUCUAUACUGUUUUCGCAAAGCAUGCAAGAUGAUCGGAAACCCCAUCCAAUCGUAUUGGGAAUAUGCCUCUCUUGCAAAAGAGUUUGGUCAUUUGGAUGAGGCACUCUCAGCGUUGAAGAAGAUACUCAAGAGGCAGCCAAACAAUAUCCCAGUCGUCGAUGAAAUUCUUUCCAUUACCUCACAGCUUCGCGACUUUGAGGUGGCUGCAGAGGUACUCCAGGGAACGUUUGAUCACUAUCGCCAGGCGUAUCCCAAAGGACCUCCCGAUACGAGCGACUCCAACGGUGAAAACACCACGGCAUCGUUUCACGAUUUCCACGUCGUCGCCCUGGCAGACGCACUCAUAGCCUUGGGUCGCUACGAACAAGCAAUCAAAGUCAUUCGUAGCGGUGCGAGAUGGCUUCAAGGUCGAGGCCACGAAACACAUCUCGAUGUCAUCCCAGAUGAUCGCGAAUUUGACAAGGACGGUAUCACUCGCGUCAACGAGGACGAUGAAGACGGAGAAGGAGCUUAUAAGCCACUCUCUUACCAUCUCGAUGUCAACCUUCGCCACCGUCUGGCUCGAGCAAGGAUCAAGAGUGGUGACAUUAAAGAGGGUCGGAUCCACGCUGAAAUCGUGCUCAAGGAGGAUAUCCAGUAUUUUGUGGAGCUCUUUGGUGAACUCGCCGAUGCGUUUGUGGAAAAGGCUGCGUAUGAGGAUGCGAUACCGAUUUACGAGAGAAUCAUCAAUGGACCCUCUGGUCUCUCGGUCGCGACUGUGACAAACGUCGGCGUGUGCUAUCAAAUGCUGGGGAGACUGGACGACGCCGAAAAUAUGUAUGGACUAGGCACGUUGAAUUUUCAUAUUGUUUUCCCAGCUAACGCUCUGGCAGUAUUGGAGCACGAUCCAACCAACAAGGCUGCAAAACUAAAGCUUGCCGAAGUAUACGAAGCACAAAAGGAGCCCCAGAAGGCGCUUGCUCUCGUCUACGAAGUCAUUGACGCCCGCAAGAAGGGUGAGCAGAAUGAAGAAGAGGCAGACAAGUCCAGCCGUGUAAUUGAACAAUCCGCAUUAAUCAGCGCAUCAAAGGACGUCAAACGACCGCGAAAGAAGAAAGCACCCGGGGCCGAGCCAGUUCGCAGGCUCACGCGGGUCGAAAUUCAGCAACGCGAAAAGGCCAAGACUACCGAGAUACAGCAUACGUAUGAGAGAAUCAAGGAACUCGGCGAUGUCUUUGAUGGGAAGAACGAUGUAGCGCUCUCUACGUGGCUUGCCCUGGCUGGGACACUAGUGGAUGACUUUCGCGAGGCCAGAGAGCUUUAUCCAGCCGAUAGGUAUGCUGUACGGACCAAAGCUAGUCGUUUCAAGGGUCUGGAGGCACAGGAAGAGUCGAUGGCAUCCAGGUUGGAAGCGGAGAUAGAAUCCGUUACCGAAAGACCCAAGCAAAAAUAUCGCAACAUACGUCCCACCUCGUAUCGCAAUCUCUCCUUCCAGGUUUGGGUCGAGAUUAUCGUCAAGGCGAGUAAUUUGGAUAUCAUUUAUAGUCUUGCGAUAGCCUCUCGUGGCCAGGCGGAGUACGCAUUGGAAAUACUCAAGCACGUGUCGACAUCGUACAUCUUCACACUCAAACUGGAUCCAGUGGCCCGGUUUUCUCUCUUGAUUGCCCAGCUCGCAAUCACCGUUCACACGCGAAACCAUGAGGAAAUGGUUUUAGUUGCACGGGCUUUGAUGACGGAUUUCCAAUUCAACAAUGAACCUAUGCGCAUCUUUUUGGCGUGCCUUCCUCCUGGGUUACGAGGAACCGACGCGUUCAUCGAGCGAAAUCUAUCUAAAUGGAUCCUUCGAAUGAACCGUAUCUGGGACAUGGCCAUUUCCACGAGACGAGCGCAGCAGCGGCAAGGCUCAAGUGAUGAAGACAUGGAGGGUGGCCCGAAUGAGGACACGAACAAGGGAGAAGUACAACUGAAAUGGAGCGUGAGACGCGGAGGAUGGACGGCCAUCCGUGGUCCAAAGGAUCCUGAAGACGAUGGGGAGGACGAGUCGGACAAUUCCGAAGAGGCGACGACACGAGAACCAACCAAGCUUCCUACGAAACGUUCACCCAUCGCUUGGUAUAUCCAGGGCUCGAUGCUCAAUGCAUCGAAGCACAACCAUGGCGCACUGUAUUACAUGUUUGAGGCCCAUGCGCUCGCGCCCCAGGACCCACUUAUCUGCCUCGGGCUUGCCGUAAGCAUUCUCGGACGAUCACAAGGGAGGAGAGCGGACAAUCGACAACAGCUCAUUGUUCAGGCGGCGGCAUAUUUGGAGGAGUACAGGAAGAACAAGGGACUGGAUAACCUCGCGACACAAGAGGUCGAAUACAACUUUGGUCGCUUCUUCCAUCAACUGAAUUUGGGGGCCUUUGCCGCGCAUCACUAUAAUCGUGUGCUCGACUUGGCAGAAGAGUGGCAAUUGACACAUCCGGAUGAUCCAGGGUUUGGGCCCGAAGCCGCUUUUAACUUAUCACUACUCUAUGUGCUCUCAGGCGCACCUGCGCUUGCGAAGCAAUUGUACGAACGAUGGCUAUCCAUCUGA